UUACAUUGUUCUUUUGUACUUACACUUUUUGUAUUAGUUUCGCUUUUUUUAUUGUGAUUUUUCUACCACUACGGGUAUUUGCAAUUAAUUAAACAAUUAAUAAUGGGUACGCAAUCGAUAGUUUCUGAGUCACGAGCACCGUCAGCCGGAAUUGUACCGCACCUGAGGCCAUGGGAGGUGAUUGCUUGGUCCCAAGAGCAGCUCGGAGGCAUCUACUCGGACUGGGGACUGUACUUUAGUCGCCAACAGCGCUACUCGAACAGCAUUCAGUAUUUGAAUAAUGCCUUGAACAUCAAUGCGUACAAUCCGAAUGCGCUGAUGCGACGCAGUAGGGUCAAAAGGAUGAAGGGCAUGGCACCCGAAGCUCUGCAAGACUGUACCCAGGCAGAAGCAAUUCUGGCAUGGUCGGUUCCACCCAUUAUCAAUCCAAGCGUAAGCCUUGAGAUCUCAGAUGCACUGUACGAGUCAAAUCGCUUCGAGGAUGCCAAAAUUAAUCUUCACAGUAGUUUGGGGCUAUUCAGUGGCGCCCAGGCCAAGCCCAGCAUCAAUCGCUUGGAUGUGGUCGAUGAGAACUUUAGGGACAUGUUGAGGGAUGAGACUUCACCGGCAAUACAGCGUCUGAUCAGUCGCAUGCAGAGACAUCGGGCCAGCCAGCCAAAGCCAGUCAAGGAUGAUUGCGAUGUUGUUAGCAUAUUGGAAAUUCCGGAAGUUUUUGUCUCUCCACUGGAACAAGCCAGACGCAAGCGUUGCUUCAAUAUCUACAAUCAGACGUAUCUGGAUAAGUGCUGGGUGGAUAUGGCAUAUCUAAAGAAACUGCGUGGCAAUCCCAAUGUUCUGCCGCAGCAGGCAAAAAAAUCGACACCCUAUUUGAAGGGUCUAAUGGAUUCACAUUAUGCUUCAGCGCGCACUUUGACGAAAAUGCUUCAGGCACGGUGUCCCAUGUACGCCAAGUUUUCACAACGAUAUCCCAACGAAGAGCUGUAUAAUAAACAAAAGGAGGAAAAUCUGUAUAGAAUUCAGUAUCAGACUAGGAGAAAUAUGUUCAAGAUAUUGCGUAGCAUACGUCAGUUGAUACGAGUUGGUUCUUUGGAUAAACUAACAACAUUUAUUGAGGAAGUAAUGGGCGAUUAUGUUACCGUUAAGACGCAUCGCACAAUGCCAUGGAAAUUUGAAUUCAUUAAUGAGGUCUACAACUACUUGGGUUUGGCCCGCAUUAAUGAAUACAAAAUUCCCAGCGAUAUGACCGUCUUGCAGGGCAAACAACGUCUAUUGACACUCUUUGGACUGCCCCAAGAAUCGAGCAUGGCACUCAAAGAAAAGGAGAAGCAACGAAAAUUGAUGUACGUACCAAGGACUGACCUGAAGGAUCCCAAGACAGAGAUGUUUAAGAAACUAUCUGCACGCUAUGAGAGUCGCAUGAGAUUCGCCAAGUACCCCAUAGAACGUGCUUAUCUGCUGCAUGAGUUGGCCCAAGCCCAUUUGAACAAUAAUUCAUUUAAUAUGGCCGUUUCACUGGCGCGCAAGGCAAUGGAGGAGGCCACCAGAUGCAACAGCAUUGUGUGGAGCUUCUUGAGUCUGAUUGUCAUCUGCAAGGCGCACGCCAUUGUGGAGAAAGUCGAACAUCAGAAGGAUGUACUCGCCGAGGCCUUUGAGUUGGCCAAACGUAUGAAGAAUCUGGAUCUGUGCCUGUUCAUCGAUAUAUGCAUAAAGGUCAAUUCAGAGGAAUUACAUAUCAAGAGGCUGACAACAAGAAGGUCAGGCUUAAAGUCGGGUCGGGAAACGUCCGAAGACAACUUGUACGUAUAAAUUGCAGAAAGGACGCUAAAUGUCCUCACGGUCUAGAGUUCCCGCUUCGGGCUACUGCCCAAGAUGGAUAUGGAUAACACAAAAUAAGUCACAGCUAAAUUACAUAGAAAUAACUGUAGAGUCUGUAAAUGUGACAGGGAAAUAUAUGCAUUCCGUGUGUAAUCUUUUAUA
Messenger RNA from Drosophila obscura, 1977 nucleotides. RefSeq lists its product as uncharacterized. Bases 103 to 1806 code for a protein of 567 amino acids. The record is from RefSeq and is a predicted model, not a curated record. Gene Ontology annotation, molecular function: protein binding. Lineage: Eukaryota; Metazoa; Arthropoda; Insecta; Diptera; Drosophilidae. The transcript is spliced from 8 exons.